GGCCCUGAUGCUGAUGUCUCUGCUGUAACCUUGGUUGCUAUCGAACAGCAGCAGGGUCUGCCCUUCCCUUUUAGUCAUUGGCUUGCCACUCUGACCACAAGCCAUGUGGUUUAGGCAACAACCAAUGAAAUAGAGGUGAUGCUCCUUUAAUAGUGUUUUGUCUUAAAGAGACAGCAUCCUGUACCUUGUUUUAUUCUAUAAAUUCUUCCCGUGUUGCACUUAUAAUCAGUCAGGCUUAUGAUGAAAAGGCAGAGGGAGAGAUAACAGGAGAGUAUUCAAAGGACAUAAUUUAUGUCUGUCUGUCUGUGUGUGCACAUUUAUGUAAAAUAUGUGUGCAGAUACAAUGUGCAGAGAGAAGUCUCCUGGGGUAAACAGAGUCUCUGUGAAUAUGUUGCUGCCUUUUAGCAGCCGCAACUAAGCUACAGAAAUCCUCCGCACUGUGCCAACAUGGAGGUACACAUGAAUAUUCCCACUCAGUCUCUCACUCUUACUCACACCCUCGCUCACACACAUAUUUUCGACAGACGUACAUGCUGUCUUGUCGCACAUGCGCAAUCAGGCUGAGGCAAGCACAGACACACACACACACACACACACAUGCAUGCGCCUGCAGCCACACUGCCUGAUUAGCUUGCGAGAGCUGUCUACAGCAUCCAGGGAAAUGGCGCAAGAGGCAGAGCAUUGGAGGAGGAACGGCAGCCUAAAGCGGCAGGAUUAGACCUCUGGCAUUUUGUCCAGCUGAGGCAUGGAUUGACUUGGAGCAGGGGACCGGGCUACGGAGCUAUCAGGAGGCAGCCUGACUGACUUUGGACUGACUGUGUUUUGCUGGGAUUGGUGUGAGACAGCACAGGCGGGCUGAUGCACCGGUAGGACUGGGCCGGGCCUCUGGAUCCGUACCGUGGGGGAGGGGCAGUCGACGCAGGGAGAGGGAGUCUGUUUUUCCAGACCACAGCUCUGGUGUGAUUCUUCAGCCUGACCGUCUGCUACAGGCCUGCCUACAUCCCUCUCUGUCUUUUUCUCUCUCUCCCUUUCUCAUCCUCUUCAUCCUUGUUUUUCUCUUGCUAUUAUCAUCUGUUUCUCCUUUCUUCCUUCUCCAAUGUUCCCGCUGUCAUCCAAGCUCCCUUCACCUCCAUCAUUCGAUACUACAGUCAUCUUUCUGUCCUGUCGUCACCACAACUCCAUCCCUCUCACCUUCAUCAUCUAAAUUUUUUAUUACUGUUUGUCAAGCAUCUCAGCUCUCUCAACAUAAUUUUUUCGUUUACAUCUCUCUCACAUUCCCACUCAUCUCUCCCAUCGGCUCCUCUCUGUGCCCUUCAGACGGUCCCUCGCUUCCUCUCCUUCUCUGUUUCCCUCCAUCUUCCCUCUUUCGGCUCCCAUCCACCUCUACUUUGCAGUGACUGUACAUUUGGGUCAGUCUGCUCAGCAAAUGGGAUGAGAUGUAGUCUCCACAGCAGCUGGAUCCAGGGGGCUCCUGGUCUGCCCAUCAGGGGGACCCUCAUCUUCGGACCACACUGAGGCUGGAGCCUGACUCUGGACUGACUGGGUGGCCUGCUUUGGGGUGCUGCAUGUAGGCAAGGACAGUCUGCACCAGCAACCCCUACCCUCACCCCCUUCCCCCGUUCCUUCGCCCCCUCUCGGGGCAGCCGUCACUCUGGAGUGUCCAGGCUUGACUGGCUGUGGCCUCUCCCCACACACCCUGACGACGCCCUCAUGCCACUGGGGCACACACAGUGCCCCCACCCCGCUCCACUAUCGCACCUCCUGCCUGUGCCAUCGGCCCAAACCACCCGUAACCCUCAACAUGGGUGUAGUGGAAGCCAUUGACCCAGCUCCAUCCCCCUGCCCCUCGCCUGUACCAGGGGGCUACCGGCUGCCCCGCUCCUCCAGCUACAGCCCCCUGCAGGGGAGGGCAGGGGCAGAGCUGGACCUUGGUGCAGCUGCUGGAGGGGUUCUGGACGGGGGUGGGACGGCGGCGGAGCGCAGGACGCCCUUAGUGGACUUGUUCUGUGAGACCUGCUCCAGGCCCUGGCUCAUCGGUUGGUGGGACCAGUUCAAGAGGAUGUUGAACAGGGAGCUGUCCCAUUUGUCAGAGAUGAGUCGCUCAGGGAACCAGGUGUCAGAAUACAUCUCCACUACCUUUCUAGAUAAGCAGAACGAUGUUGAGAUCCCAUCCCCGACUUUGAGGGAGAGGGAGAAGCCCAUGUGUCACAUCAGCGGUGUGAAGAAGCUCACGCACAGUUCCAGCCUUUCCAACUCCACCAUGCCUCGCUUCGGCGUGAAGACUGAACAUGAGGAUGCGUUAGCCAGGGAGCUGAACGACUUGAACAUGUGGGGCCUUAAUAUCUUUCGUGUGGCAGAGUUCUCUAAUAACCGACCCCUCAGCUGCAUAAUGUUUGCCAUCUUCCAGGAAAGAGAUCUACUGAAGACCUUUCGGAUCCCUGUGGAUACAUUUGUCACUUAUGUGAUGACCCUGGAGGACCACUACCAUGCCAACGUGGCCUACCACAACAGCCUCCACGCUGCAGAUGUCACUCAGUCUACUCAUGUACUGCUAUCCACACCAGCUCUAGAUGCGGUGUUCACUGAUCUAGAGAUACUAGCUGCUUUAUUUGCCGCUGCCAUCCACGAUGUGGACCAUCCAGGAGUGUCCAACCAAUUCCUUAUAAACACCAACUCAGAGCUAGCCCUGAUGUAUAAUGAUGAGUCUGUGUUGGAAAACCAUCACCUAGCUGUGGGCUUCAAGCUGCUUCACGAGGACAACUGUGACAUCUUCCAGAACCUUAGCAAGAGGCAGAGACAGAGCCUGAGGAAACUCGUUAUUGAUAUGGUUUUGGCAACAGAUAUGUCUAAACACAUGAGUUUGCUGGCAGACCUCAAGACAAUGGUGGAAACCAAGAAAGUGACAAGUUCUGGAGUACUGCUGCUGGACCAUUACACUGAUCGAAUACAGGUGUUGAGGAACAUGGUGCACUGUGCUGACCUGAGCAAUCCUACAAAACCCCUGGCUGUGUAUCGACAAUGGACGGAGAGAAUCAUGGAGGAGUUCUUCAGGCAGGGAGAUAAGGAGAGAGAGCGAGGGAUGGAAAUCAGUCCCAUGUGCGAUAAACACACUGCAUCUGUGGAAAAGAGUCAGGUGGGCUUUAUUGACUACAUUGUCCACCCGUUGUGGGAGACAUGGGGGGACCUUGUGCACCCUGAUGCCCAGGACAUCUUGGACACUCUGGAGGACAACAGGGACUGGUACCAGAGCACUAUCCCACAAAGCCCCUCGCCACCUCCUGUGGGCCAGGAUAAGGAUCUGAACGCCUGUAUAGACAAGUUUCAGUUUGAGCUCACCCUCGAAGACAGCUCUCAGAGAGAACAGGGAGACGAGGAUGACAAGCCUACACGGAACCAUGUGGCACAAGACUGCAGUCAGGGGGAGGAGGAGGGUAAAAAAGAUGAAGAGGAAGACAUAAUGGUAGAGGAGGAAAAUGAGGACAUAAUAGAAGAGGAAGACGAGGUGGCAAUGGAGGAAGAAGAGGUGGAAGAGGAGGAGGAGCUGAAAGCUCAGUUGGAGGUACGAUCCGAAAAGGAGAGACUUUCUGACACAAGUCCUGUAGAGGAAGAGGAAGAUUCUUCUUCACAAGCUGAAGAUACAUGAGUUCUGCUCCUGUAUCUCCCUCCUCACUUGCACACAUUAUCUUGUUCAUCCUUUCAAUGGCCAAACCAAGAACAAAUAAGACUGCAAUGACAAUACAGACCUUUAAAUAUAUUUUUCAAAAAGGGAAUAAAUUAAAAUCGCUUAAAGAGAGGGUAAUUACACAGCAACUGUAGAUGUGGAGUGGUGACAAGUCCUUCGACAGAUUUCACAAUGAACUUUAGACUUAGAGGAAUUUAGGAGAGCAGUAACGAUGGGAAACUGAAGACAGCGUAGCACUCUGGGACUGGAAUGCACACACAUAAACACACAUUAAGUGACACACACAAAAAACAUAGUAGGAGUAAGUCAUGUAGAAUACACCAAUGCAAUGUGUGUACGAGCAUGCAUCAGUCAUGCAGUAUAACUGGAGCCCAAAUGUACCCCAUCCUUUCUUGCAAUCGCACAGGCGCGUGCACACACACACACACACACACACACACACACACACUUGACUCUAUGUUUUUAUGUGUGCAUUUACAUGAGGGACACGGAUUAGUAAUGAAUCUCUUUGGAAAAAGCCAUCUCUUAAUGGAGUAUUAACUAGUGUUCAGUCAGUAUUAGUAAUUCAUGUUCUUUAGAACCUCAACAGAAAUUGUUCUCCUCAGAAAAGCAACACAUCCGAGUGACUUUUUUUUCCAUUUCUGUCGGAAAGAAAAAUAAGAAAAUCCACAGAGUUGGAGGAGAAGAGAGGAAGAUACCGAAGGAAAGAAAGAUGCUGCGAUGAAGGGACCGCCGGGUCCCAUACCCCUUUUCCCUUUACAAGGAGAGUGCUACUGGUGCAAGAUGGCUCUGUGCCUUUCUGAAACACCAGCUUCCUGAAUGGAGCUGUCGUGAAGCAAUGCAUUGUGGGACAGGAGUGUCUGAUUUUGUUAUAAUUUUUGAUUGUCUCUUGUUAAAGAUCUCUCUUUACUGUUCAUGGUAUUGUGGUGUGUAUCUCACACGUACAGUUUCUGUGGUGAUAUGUUUUAAGCUGUAAGUCUUCCUUUGUUGCUCUUCUGGUAAUAUAAUAACUCAGAACUCUAGAUGCAGAGCAAUCACUACCACCACCACAACCACCAGUGGACUCUUUCCAGUUUAUGUUUUUUUCUUAUUAGAAUGAUUUUUUUAAACUUUCUGAGAAUAAGCCAUGUGAUGCUUUGAAGCAUAAGUUUUGCCUAUUUUCUAUUUGACAGUUGCUAAAUAUGUUGAAGGGAUACAUAAUUAUUUCAUCAGCAGAACAAAUUUUCACUCGCCAUCUCAAACCCACUUGCACUGUGUGUUUAUGUCUCCUCAUACCCAACGAUUCUCACCAAAGUAAAGGAUGAGAAACUUCAGUGGGUGAAGUUAUUGAAGGAACACAGAUGAAUAAGAAAAUCAGGGAGGAAGAAUGUCAGGGGAAAGAAGCGUGACUUGGCCAAAAGGUGGUCUGGCAGUCCCUAAUCAUCCUUGUUAUGUUUGAUGCUUUUUUGCCUUAAUGUCAGAUGCAGGAUACAUACCUGCCAGUAUGUAGAUUUAUAAGAUAUAUAAUAGAUAUCCUAGCAUAUUUAUAUCACGUCUGUAUGCUUAUUUCUGUGAGUAUCAGUGUGUCUCUACACAAUGUAUCCAGCAUUGCAUUUGGAGGGGAAAGGGAAACAUUGCUGCCAAUUAGUCGUUAUGUUGUUGCUGUGCUCGGACCAACAUAAAGAAUGUGUUGUUUUUUUAAUCAGGACGGUAAAAUGACUCAUAACUACCUUGAGGUAUGCAGAGGAAAUAAGAAAUGGGAGUUAAGAUUUUUCUGCCAAUUAGAACGAAUAGGGAUGUCCUUUGUUUGGAUCUGACCAGAUAUUGACUUGUUGACACGAUGGAGUUGAUACGUGUAUGUGUUUGUUUGCGUGGCUUAUUGUGUUGUCAUGAGUACGCGAGUGAGUAACAGAAAGAAAGGGCAGAAUGCUAAAGAUAUUGUCAUAAGUGUCAUUGUUCCCUCACUGGCAUCACCACAUCCUGUUGAAUGGUAUUCAGGAUUUGAUCAGCACAGCUUAAAUAGGUCACAGUUUGUUUAGGUGUUUGUUUUUCACAGGGUAAAAAAAAAAAAAAAAAGAACAUGGGUGUGGUUCUUUUGAAGGUAAGAGCAAGUUUCUGCAGGUCAGUAACUGAACUUAUCUGAAGACACCACAGCUCGGUGCAACAGAAGCCUGUGUGUUUGACCUGCUCUGUCGCAGGAUGGAGCAGAGCUGCGGGGCCACCACACAGGCUUUCAUUUUGUGGAAUGGGAAUCCAGGAUUACUAUUGCAGUUACUUAAAUAAAAGAUUCCCAUAUGCAUUGGCCUUUUACUUUAAAGAUGUUGCUUUGUUUUUGUGGCUUCUUGUUAUGUCAUAAGCUAUAAAAACAUUAAUAUUUAAUUGCCAUACAAACACAAUACUGUAGCAAUUGUUUCUUAUUAAGAAAAUUAUUCAAUUGAUUGAUUGCUGCCAUUCUUUUUAAAUGAUGAAAAGAAAACCAUGGGAAGUGUUUUCUUUGAACAGUUUGUGUACAGUUUAUUUUUAUAUCAUUCUGGUGGAUGGUCUGGAAAAUGAAUCAUGUGUUGAUGAUAAAGCUAUAAGCAUUACCACUCUUGUAUAUAAUGUAAUAUUGGACUGUAAAUUAUAAAUUUAUCCAAGUCAUAAUGAUUGACAAAUAACCACUUAAGGUUGUUAAGUGAACCACUGAAGCAAUGCAGGCCACAUCCCCACCUUUUCAUUCUCUGAUUAUGUUUUUGCUCAGUUGUGCUAACAUUCUGUCACAUUUUUUAACCGUCCACAUUUAUUGUUAAAAUCAAAUAUAUUUGUACCAGCACUUUAUUCCAUCAGGUUUUGAGGCAAACAGUGUGUUUCAGGUGUACAGUCUGUGCUGGUGGUUUGGUCAUUGGCGGUCACCUGUUAAUUAUAUUCCAUUAGGCCAAAUCACAAACUUUCAUUGUGCAGUAAUCAUUGUAAACCCCUUUUCUAGAGGCAUAAUCAAACAAACUAGUCAUUCUCUAUUAACAGUCCAUGUGAGAUUGAACUUAUUUGAUAAAGUCUGACUGAUAAAGUCAAAUGUAAGCUGAUGUAGUCACACAGGAUGUGACAUGUUCUAAGGAAAUAAAUGUGUCCUUGUCUAACUUGGCCAUUUCUAGUACUAUCACCACCUCUGUUUCUUAGUAACUUUAAUCACUAGCCUGAUAGCCUAAAUGUCCGUCCAAUGGUGGCCUAACUAGCUGGUUCCCAUCGGGUUGCUGUCAGGUUACUUUGUCGCAGACUGACUCCCUCUGUGAAUAAUUCUCUGGGCUUUAAUUCAUGUGUUUGUCACAAGUAAGAAAGAUUAUUCAAGGGAAAAAACAUGAAAUGAUUGUAAUAUUUGUAAAUGAUCUUGCUGUAAUGUGUAAAAUGUGUCCAAGUUAUUUUUUAUUAUAUUAUUUUUAUGAAAGUUUUUCCUCUUAACAGAGCUGAGGUGUCAUUUUGUGAAUAAAUGCAUUUAAUAAGCAAACAUCUAUAUAUAAAACAAUAUUAUAGUAUAUCAGUAUAUUUUUCUUUUAUUUCACUGUUCGGUACUGUAAAGUGUGUUAAAAAUACAAAUAAAGUAAGAUUUUUAUAUUAAAUACAA
Dicentrarchus labrax (European seabass) is the source of this 7259-nucleotide messenger RNA. RefSeq names its product phosphodiesterase 4A, cAMP-specific (gene pde4a). Lineage: Eukaryota; Metazoa; Chordata; Actinopteri; Moronidae. The coding region runs from base 1802 to 3643 and encodes 613 amino acids. The transcript is spliced from 10 exons. Gene Ontology annotation, biological process: signal transduction. Gene Ontology annotation, cellular component: nucleus; perinuclear region of cytoplasm; cytosol. The record is from RefSeq and is a predicted model, not a curated record. Gene Ontology annotation, molecular function: 3',5'-cyclic-AMP phosphodiesterase activity.